GGAAGCAGCCAGAGCCCUGCACUGGGGUGUGUGUCGUGCUUUGCGGGGAACGUCCUGCUCGCUGGGGUGGCCGAUGGAGUUACCAAAAGGUGCGCUGGCUGGUAGAUCACAGGAGCAGGAUUUUAAGCUCCCCACUUUGUCCAAGGAGGAUCUUGAAGAGCUACAGGCCGCCAUCGACAGAGGAGAUCUUUCAGCAGCAGCUUCCAAAGUUCAGGAAUCCCUGGAGCUAUUGACAAAUGCCAGCCUCGACAUCGCCAUCAUGGGGGAGGUGGGCGCUGGGAAAUCAUCCUUCAUCAAUGCCAUCCGGGGUUUGGAAGAUGAUGAUGAAGGUGCAGCCAUGGUUGGCAUGGUGGAAACGACAAUGGAGUCAACUGCAUAUUCUCAUCCUAAACUCCCCAAUGUGAGGAUGUGGGACCUACCAGGAAUCGGGAUUUCAAGAUUCCGGCCUGACACCUACCUCCGGCUGGUCAACUUUGCCCACUAUGAUUUCUUCAUCAUCCUUGUUUCACACAGGUUCAGAUCCACGCACGCUGACCUGGUCCGGGAGAUCCAGAGAAUGGGGAAAAAGUUCUACUUUGUGUAUUCCAAGGUGGACAUGGACUUGUGUAACGAGAGAAGGAAAAGUAACUUCAGCCAGGAGGGUGUCCUGCAGAGAAUCCGAAGUCAUUGCAUCGAGUCCCUGCAGAGACAAGGAGUGAGCUCCCCACAGGCUUUCCUCAUCUCCAGAUGGGAGUUUGACAAGUACGAUGGUCCCCGACUGCAAGAAGCUCUGGCAGAUGAAGUCGAUGCUCACAAGAGGCAUGUUUUCCUUCUUGCCCUACCCAGCAUUUUCAGACCUAUCUUCGAAAGGAAGAGGAAAGCCCUGCAGGGACAGGUCAGGGUACAAGCCCGCACCAUCUCCGCCAGUCUUAGCCCGGGUCUCUCCAUUGCUUGUGACUUUCCCCAGUUGAUGGGAUACAUGGCAAGUUACUGCAAGAGCUUUGGCUUGGAUGAUGACUCCCUGGUUAACCUUGCCCAGCAGGUUGGGAAGCCUGUCGUGGACUUGAGAACUGUGAUAAGGUCUCCCCUAGGCAAAGAAUUAUCUAGUCAUUUUACCCUGAAUCUGCUGGCCAAGGCUAGAGCUGAUUGUAUGACAAGAACUGGGCGUAUCCUCAGUGCGAUACCAUUGAUCGGUGGUUUGGUGGAGGCACAGGUGGCUUUUUCGGUCACAUGCACCGUCCUACAGCGCUUUCUGGAUAAUGUGGCUGAAGAUGCCCAAAGGGUCCUGAUCAAGGCAUUGGAAGUGGAAGAGAAAAAGGAGAUGGAUGCUACUGGAGAAACUUCAUCUGGUAUAUUUCAAGAUCUGGACAUUAAACUCCCUAGUAUGUCAGAGGAGGAAUUCAAAGAGCUAAAGGCCGCGGUUCAAAUAGGGAGCCUUUCAGAAGUAGUUUCCAAACUGGAGCAAUCAAAAAACACUAAGCUCAAUAUCGCCAUCACGGGAGAGUCAGGAUGUGGGAAAUCAUCCUUCAUCAAUGCCAUGCUGGGUCUGGAUGAUGAUGACAAAGAUGCAGCCAAGGUUGACGUGGCGAAAACAACAAUGGAGCCAACUCCUUAUCCUCACCCUAAACAUCCAAACAUUACCAUGUGGGAACUUCCGGGAAUUGGGACGCCGAGUUUCCGGCCUGACAGCUACCUCCAGCAGGUCAAUUUUGCCUGCUAUGAUUUCUUCAUUAUCAUCGCUUCGGAGCGGUUCAAAUCCACCCAUGCUGACCUGGCCCAGGAGAUCCACAGGGUGGAGAAGAAGUUCUUCUUUGUGCGCUCCAAGGUGGACGCAGACUUGCAAAAUGAAAAAAGGAAGAAAAGCUUUAGUGAGGGGAGGAUUUUGCAGAAAAUCAGAGACGAUUGUGUGACGAGGUUGCAGGGAGAAGGGGUGAGCUCCCCGCAGGUUUUUCUUGUCUCCAGAUGGGAGUUUGGCAAGUACGAUUCUCCACAACUACAGGAAACUCUGGCAGAUGACCUCGGCUUGUUCAAGAGACAUGUUUUCCUUCUUUCCCUGCCCAGCAUUUCCAGACCCAUCCUGGAAAGGAAGAAGAAAGCCCUGCAGGGAGAGGUCUGGAAACAAGCCCUGGUGUCCUGCACCAUCUCUGCCAUUCCUAUCCCAGGUCUCCCUGUUGUUUGUGACAUUCCCCGGUUGAUGGGCUUCAUGGCAAGUUACCGCGAGGCUUUUGACUUGGAUGACGACUCCCUGGUUUACCUUGCCAAGAUGACUGGGAAGCCUGUCGUAGACUUGAAAGCCGUGGUAAGGUCCCCUCUAACUGAAGAAAUAUCAAACGAGAUGACGUUGAAUCUGCUGGCCAAGGCUAAAGCUGAUUGCAUGACAAGAACAGAACGUAUCCUCAGUGGGUUACGAUUGAUUGGUACAUCUGUCGAGGCAGAGUUGUCUUUUUGGGUCACCUACAUUGUCCUGCGGCGCUUUCUAGAUGACAUCGCUGAAGAUGCCCAAACAGUCCUGACCAAGGCAUUGGACGAAGAAGAGAUAGUGGAGAUGGCGUCUACAGAAGAGGCAUCGAGGAGCCUAUUUCAAGAUCUGGAUGUUAAAGUCCCUGGUAUGUCCGAGAAGGAUGUUGAAGAGCUAAAGGCUGCCAUUGAAACAGGGAACCUUUCGGAAGCAGCUCAAAAAGCACAGGAGGCCCUGGAGCUGUCAAAAAACACCAAGCUCAACAUCGCCAUCACGGGAGAGUCGGGAUCUGGGAAAUCGUCCUUCAUCAACGCCAUGCUGGGAUUAACCGACGAUGAUGAAGGAGCGGCCGAGGUUGGCAUCAUAGAAACGACAACAGAGCCAAUCGCUUAUCUGCAUCCCACACUCCCCAAUGUGAAGAUGUGGGACUUGCCUGGGAUCGGGACACCAAGCUUCCGGCCUGACACCUACCUUCAACAGGUCAGCUUUGCCCGCUAUGACUUCUUCAUCAUUGUCACUUCGAAGCGCUUCAGAUCCUGUAACGCAGACCUGGCCCAGGAGAUCCAGAAGAUGGGGAAGAAGUUCUACUUUGUGCGCUCCAAAGUGGACGAGGACUUGAGAAACGAAAGUAGAAAAAGAAACUACGACCAGGAGACCACCUUGCAGACAAUCCGAGACGACUGUGUGGAGAAGCUGAGGAGGGAAGGAGUAAAUUCCCCACAGGUUUUCCUCAUUUCCAGGUGGGAAUUCGACCAGUACGAUUCUCCUCAACUGCAGGAAACUCUGGCCAACGAAUUGGACUCUCACAAGAGACACGUUUUCCUCUUGGCGCUUCCCAACAUCUCAAGGCCAAUCCUGGAUAAGAAAAAAGAAGCCCUGAAGAACCAGAUCUGGAAACGAGCCCUGAAGUCGUGCGCUAUUGCGGCUGUUCCCAUCCCCCACCUCUCUGUCUCAUGUGACGUUGACAUCCUGGUGGAAUCCAUGACCGAGUACUGCAAAGUCUUCGGUUUGGAUGAAGAAUCCCUCAUUAAAUUGUCCAAACAGGCCGGGAAACCCGUGUCUCAGUUGAAGGAUGUGAUCAAGACCCCAUUGGCCAAGGAAAUAUCAAGAGAAGAUGCUUUGGAGCUGCUGAGCAAGGUUUCAGGUAGUGCAAUGACUCAAUAUUACAAUAUUACAAAAUUCAGUCAAUAUUUCCACUGCUUCGUCAAAUCGUCUAAGCUUACUGAUCUUGCCUGGGAGCAAGGGGACAAGGAGAUGGGUGAAACCAUGAUAGAAGUUAAAAAGUACAUAAGUCUCCUACCAGUGUGUGGAACCCUCCUAGCUGCAGAGAUCUCGUUUCUAGUCACAGACUACGCCCUGCAUUUCUUUCUGGAUGGCGUUGCUGAGGAUGCUCACCGGGUGCUCACCCAGGCUCUGGAGGUGGCAGAGAAAAAGUCCGUUUAGUGGCACCGGGGAGGAUGGUCUUGCAGUCAGAGUGUUGGAGUGUGACUCAGGAGACCUGCCUCCACCACAGCCCGCCUGUGUGACCUUCAUCACAUCUAGUCAUCUCUGUGCCUUAGUUUCCUCUGCCUAUAACAUGGAGAGAAUCAUCCUUUGUCUACUUUGUAAGCUCAUUGGAGGCAGAAACUGUGUCUUCCUGUGGCGCAAAGGGGCCCUGAUCUGGGUCGGGGUUGUAGAGAUCUAUUUAUUGAAGAUUAUAAUUUAGAGACGCUCCCACAUAAUGAAAUGUAUUACGAAUGCAGGAAUUUAGUGAUGCACCCUGGAAGCUGGGUUGAGAACCCAGGACAGCUGUGCACAGCAGUUCAGAAACAAACUAGAAGCUUUAUUAAAGUUGUAUUCCUGUGUGUCACAGACGCACGGGACUCGUGCCUUCUCGGCUCUGUACGGUCCCUGGGGGGACCCCCCUUCAGUGUGACAGCCCUGCUCGGGGGUCCGCUCUCGGGGAUUAAGCCCUGGCCUCCAGCACCUCCUGGAACCCCACCUCUUUGAGCCUUAGCACGCCUGGUUCUGCCGUGGGCCCCUCAGGGAGUCCCCUCGCUCUGGACCCCCGGGGCCUCCACACCCAGAGGGAAUAAUGCCCCCCUGCUCUCUAGCCCGGAGCGACUCUCAGCCAGUGUAACACAGGAGGGUUUAUUGAUCAUCUGAGCUCAGCACAGGGAACUCUCAGGGCCACAGGCCUGGCCUCCCUCAGCACAGUACAUCUAGAUCUGUCCUGCCUCCAGCUGGCUCCGGCUGCUCUCUCCUCCUAGCCCAGAAAACCUCCUCCUUCCAGCUGGGCAUCCGAUAUCACCGUCCCCCAAGUCCCGUCUCUGUCCUUUUUCUUCUGUCCCAGGUAAACAGGCCUCCUGGGUCUCCUCUCCUUCCAGCCUCUCCUCUCAUCCGUCCUUUGUUCCCUUCUGGCUGGAACCGGCUGGUCAGGUCACCGGGGUCCUCUCCCCGCAGCCCAUUGUCCUCCCACUGGCCAGAACCAGCUGUGACUAUAGAGCAAUUAGAGGGCUUUUCCUUCACCCUCCCACUUCUCUGGUUCUUGUCACGCAGGCAGCAGGCAGCAAACGACCAGCAGUCCACAGUGCAGACAAUGCGAUGUUCAUUGGAGUUAAUGUCCAGCAAGCGUGAUUCCAAUUUCCCUUCCCCCCACUUCCUGUUUGACCCCAGUUUAUAGAGUAAUAUUCUCAGCUACACCUUAACCGAUCAUUUUACUGACAUUUAACUAACCAAUCCUAACAUCCUGUAACAUAAUUCUGUAACCUAUUGUAUCCCAUUACCCUGAUUAACUUACACCCAGCAAGAUUAAUUAUACAGCAGCCAGAAACCAUUAGAGAACCAGGCAGAUUAACAUGAAGAUAAAACAGACAGAAAUGAGGGUUUCACAACCACAACCACUGAGAAGUGAUUUCUUGCCACACAGGAUGCUAUCAAACUAAGGCCUUGUUUACGUUGCCACGUUACAACUUUCUUGCUCACGGGGGUGAAAAAACACCCCCCUGAGCGCAGCAAGUUUCAGCCCGUGUAGACAGGGCCUCAGUGCUGGGAGCUACAGGGGGUGGGUUUUUUACAGUGCCGGGAGAGCUGUCUCCCAGGCCUGGUGCCGCGACUACACAAGCCAGGUUGCUAGUGAAGACUAGCCCUAAGUUUUCUUCAACCAUGUUAAGAUCUGUUUCUUUAUCUGGUGGUGAUGGGCACUAUCAGGACAGGAUCCUCUUCCUAACAGCCGGUGAUAAAUGAAGGGGGUGGGGGUAGCUCCCUUUUGUGGACACCCAGCCAGCCAGUAGCUAUAAAAUCCCUUUUAGUAGCUGUUCUCUACUUGCUGUACCUGUAAAGGGUUAAAAAGCCUCACUGCUACACAUAGGCAAAAGGAAGGGAGGGGGCACCUGGCCAGAAGAGCCAAUGGAAAGGUUCGAACUUUUUAAAAUUGAAAAAAGACUCCCCCCCCCCCUUUUGUCUGUCUGUUGUUGUUCUCCGGGGAGAGGCGGACAGGGCAGAGCGAUGCUGUAAGAAGCUUGGGCCAGAUAUGAAAAAUCAUCAGCAUCAUACCUAGAAACUGCUCAUUUGUAACCCCAGAUUUCCAAGUAGAUCAGGGAAUGUCUAGGAAGGCACAAUUAGAUUUAUCCCUUUUAUUUCUUAAUGGCUUGAGGAUUCCUCUGUGCUAACCCCAGGUGCUUUUCUUUUGCUUGUAACCUUUCAGCUGAACCUGAAGAAAGCUAU
Messenger RNA from Mauremys reevesii (Reeves's turtle), 6142 nucleotides. RefSeq lists its product as uncharacterized. Lineage: Eukaryota; Metazoa; Chordata; Testudines; Geoemydidae. The coding region runs from base 74 to 3880 and encodes 1268 amino acids. Gene Ontology annotation, cellular component: membrane. Gene Ontology annotation, molecular function: GTP binding; GTPase activity. The record is from RefSeq and is a predicted model, not a curated record. The transcript has 4 exons.